AUGUCUGAUGAAGAAUCCGAUGAAUCCAUAUUACUGAUACCACCGUACAUUGCGCCUGAUGAAGAACCCGUAGUAUCAAUGUAUGUGAUACCACCGUACAUGCUUGACACAUACAACGGCUCACAACUACAGAAAGAACUUUUUAAAAACAAUCCACAAUUGAGUGAAACCAACUUGAUAACACAAGAUUCCCCAUAUUUUUAUAAUUCACAAUCAAUAUCCAAUGAUAAAAGCAACAACGAGAAUAAAUACAAAUUUUCAGACAAUCCCAUAUUGAAUCAUCUAAUACAGGAGAAGAUUCUAUACAAGUUAAGCAUACUUGGAGUUUUGGGAGUGAAUCCAAUGGAGUUUAACAGAUAUGAUGAAAAGUACAUAUAUGAAACGUUUGAAAUAUUUAAAACAAGAAUAUUGGAGGAAACAGAAGACAGUAAUGAAACUGAGAGUAGAAGUAGUAGUAAUCCAUCAACUAAAGAUUCUUUUGGUGGUAAUAAUAAUUUCAAAACUUUAUUUGCGUCUGACGAAUUAGGAGAAGUUGGAUUUAUGAAUUUAUAUAAAUACAAUGAAGAGUCAAAACUAAAGUAUGAAAAAGAUCCAAUUUAUAAAAUAUCAUGCAAUCUACCUUUAAAAAAUUUGUUACUAAUUAAUGAUGUUUUCUAUAAAAACAAACUGAAUUAUCAACCAAGCUAUGUCACAUUCGGUAAGGACAAUGAUUUUCAUUAUCAAUUACCUUUGAAUUGGACACCAUUAAUACCUUCCAAGCAUGUUAAAUAUCUCAAAGAGAACUGGGAUCUUAAUAUAGAUAAUUCCUCAGGCUAUUCUACCAUAAGUUUGAAACAAAAUAGCUCAACUUCGGGGGAUAUUAGCAAUACUGUUGAUGUCAACAAAAGUAGGUACUAUAAUUUUAUCACAGAUAAUUCAAUCAAAUCAUCAACUGGGAUCUUUUAUUAUGAAAUUGAAGUCAAACAAGUUCUAACUCAAUCCACUAAUUACAAAUCUAUAAUUUAUAUGAAUGAUUUAUCAGUUAGUUCUAAUUCGACCAUGGAAAUUCUAGCCGGAUUUACAAAAAGGUUCGUCGCGUACGACACAGUGAAAAUCCUGUCAUCCACAAUAACGCAAUCGAACCUUAUAGACUUAGAGAAAUUGAAAAAUGAUGUAUUGCAUGACGAAAACUCAGAAGGAUUUUCUAAUUCGGAUUUGAAAGUUUUGUUAAAUACCAAACCAGGUGAAUUCAAGGGUAGUUAUGCUGUGAAUUUUGCUGAUUCUUCAUUCAACAACUCAAUUAAAGGCUCCGAAUCACAAACUCGAACUCAAAUAUUAAAUAUGAAUAGAAGAUUAAGUACAGCUAUUAGAAAUAAUCAAGUCGAAAUAGACUCAGGUAAGUUAGAUCUUGGCGUACCUUUCAAAACCAAAUUGAUAGAAGAUGAAAAUAGUCAGAGGAUAUACAAAACAGAUGUUGUAGGUUGUGGUAUAAAUUUUGUUAAUAAAACUAUGUUCAUUACUUUGAAUGGGGUUUUAACUAGGAUAAUUAACGAAAAAGAAAUGGCUUCCAAUCAUUCGAAUUCAAACGACUUAUUUGAAAAUUCUACAAAGGAUUCGAAUGACGGGGUUGAGUUAUAUCCAAUGUUGGGAUUCAAGUUGAACGAGAAAGAUACAUAUCAGGAUGAGAUCUCAAAUGAAGAUUCCAGCACCUGCGAAGUUACAACUAAUCUAGGGUUUAAAGAAUUUAAGUUUAAUAUUAAAAAUUACGUUGAUGAAUUUAAGAAUGAAAACCAAAAAAGCACAUACCUAUCGUUGAUAGAAAAGAUGAAAAAUCAAAAUAACAAGGCAGAUGAUUCUGAAGAUUUGAAGAUAGAAAAUUCCAUAUUGAAUACCGACGAAGAUCCUGAAACAAUGAAUAAAUUGAUAGAGGGCUAUUUGGUUCAUAGAGGUUAUAUCAGCACUUUUAAAGCUUUCAAUACAGACAUAAAAGAUCUACUGACUGAAAACGAUCAGAUGGAUAAUGCUGAAAUUGACAGCGGUUUUGAAAACAUUCUUGAUAGAACUUAUGCUAUUGAAAGACAACACAUACGGAAGUUGAUGCAAGAAAACAAAUUUGAUGAAAUCAUUCCAUAUCUUGAAACAGAAUUCUCAUCGUCUAUAUUCAGGGACACAGUAUUUGCAAAUUCAAAAUAUGAAAUCAAAAAGCUUGACUUUAUGUUUACUUUGCAUAACUAUUUGGAAAGAAAGAUAUACUCACAUAAAUACCUGGACUACUUUGAAUUCACUGAUAAUGUGCAGGACCUUUUUAAUAAGGCAAUAUAUCAAAGAAAUCAACUUUUGAAAGAAUACUCUGGUCAGUCAGCAAAAACUGAUGAAAUAAACGAAAUUUCAUCACUACUUUUGAUUGGACGGUUCAUAAAUAUGGAUAAUUUUCCAAAUGCUACCUUGGUCUUGAAAAAUUUCAAUCUACAGUUUGAAAAAACUUUUGACCUAAUCAACUCAACUAUAUUGAGAUUGAGUGGAUAUGAACCAAAAUCAAAUCUCGAAAAUAUAUUCGAAAAAGUGAAUCAGAAUUUAUCUAAAUUGGUUAAAAACGGUAAUGGUGCUGAAUUUAUGUUUUUGAAUUUGGAAAAAGAUUAUGUUGAUAGUUAG
This is a messenger RNA of Lodderomyces pseudojiufengensis, 2631 nucleotides long. RefSeq names its product glucose-induced degradation complex subunit. The transcript has a single exon. Gene Ontology annotation, molecular function: protein binding. Lineage: Eukaryota; Fungi; Ascomycota; Pichiomycetes; Serinales; Debaryomycetaceae. The coding region runs from base 1 to 2631 and encodes 876 amino acids. The record is from RefSeq and is a predicted model, not a curated record.